CAAUAUUAUAUAGAUAACAGAAUUGCAUUAAUGAUAAUAACGAUAAUAACUCAGGCAAACUUCAAUAUAACGACCGAUAAUCUGGACGUGUUAAUGAAGAUAGAAUUAGGUCUGCGCAAGAAAGACGAUCUUCUUUUAGCGCGAGAUAUUUGCAGAAUGUUAUUAAAGAAAAAACAAACUAGCAAGGACGUCGAAAAACCACUUCUAAGAUAUUCUAACAAUCAUGACAUAUUGAAAGAGAUCUUGACAUUAUUAGCGAAUCAACCUGACAAGUUGAUAAAGGAAUUAUUAUUAAACAUCGUCGAGAAGGGUCACUUUAUGAAUAAAAAAACGAACGAAGUGUCAGAUGUGUCAAGUACUGCGCUCUCCAAAUUGCUUUACAUAAAAUUGAACACGCCAUCAAAGAGUUAA
This is a messenger RNA of Solenopsis invicta (red fire ant), 411 nucleotides long. RefSeq lists its product as uncharacterized. The transcript is spliced from 3 exons. Bases 31 to 411 code for a protein of 126 amino acids. Lineage: Eukaryota; Metazoa; Arthropoda; Insecta; Hymenoptera; Formicidae. The record is from RefSeq and is a predicted model, not a curated record.